UUCGCUAAUCGUUUUUUGUAUGAGCGCUAUUUUUACCUUCAUUACCAAGUUAUUUGUCUGAUCAUGUUUAAGUAGCCUAUGUAAGCACCUAAAAUAAACCAGAAGCCUCCACUGUGGGGGCGUUCAGGUUCCGCCCUCAUUCUUGGAGCCUUGCGUCAUCCUAACUGUUUUUUAUGAAUGAAAGAAUCUGGAGACGGUGAGUAAUUCCGGGAAAAGGCGGACCGAGAAGUAACGUUAGUUGCUUAUAUUUGAUGAGAGGAACCGUGUCGUUUGUAUGUGUAGGUCGUUUUCAACUAUAAGGAGCGUGUGACGAACAGGAUCACAUCACAAGAAAGAAAGUGUACCCACACAAGACCUAGAGAUGACAUCGGAUAGCAGAGCCAGCAAAGCACUGAAGUUACCAUAAACCGGAUGCCAAGAUAGCUGCCCUAUUAACCACACAACCCAUACUGAUAAGCAACAGAAACAGGUCAAGAGGGAGUGUGGCGAGAACAUGCCAGUGAUGUCGGACAGUGACCUGAUGUCUCUGUCGGUGCGCGAGCUCAACCUGCUCCUGCGCGGGCUCUCACGCGAGGAGGUACAGAAGCUGAAGCAGCGGCGGCGCACGCUCAAGAACCGCGGCUACGCCGCCAGCUGCCGCGUGAAGCGCGUGUCGCAGCGCGAGGCCCUGGAGCAGCAGAAGAAGGAGCUGCAGCGCGAGGUGGAGCGCCUGGGCGCCGAGAACGCCGGCAUGCGCCGCGAGCUGGAGGGCCUGGGCGCGCGGCUGGCCGCCCUGCAGCGUUUCGCCCGCGGCCUCGAGAGCGAGGGGGCGGGCGGCGGGGCACUGCUCGCCACGGCGCCGCGCCUCAACACCGCCUCCGUCAUCACCAUCGUCAAGAGUCCGCAGCAGCCACAGACGGCAGCCAGGGAACAGGGGGGAGGCUCGUAGGGUCAGGUCCCUCUCUCUCCUUCCCACACACACAUGAACACACACACACAGAGACACAGUCACUCUUCUUUUACUCACUUUUAUGCACUCACACCAAUGGGACUGAAACGCUAUGACUGACUGACUUGGGGAAAGGCAGCGUGACGCCAAUAGUCAGUGACACAAGUAUUUUCUUUUUCUUUUUUUUUUCUUUUCUUUUUUCCUGAGAGCCUCUUUCACACGCACAGACUUGUAGUUGCAGGGAUACAGAGACCCACAGGACAAUAGAAACAAUCAACUACUGUGAUAGGAACUCAUUUGUUAAAGUUGCUCAGUACAGUAGACUAUUGUCCCAGACACAUCUAUGUCCAACCUAGAUGUAUCCCAACGUGAUCAUCACUCUUGAGGGGCUUGAUUGUGCUCUGUAAGGAUUUCACUAAAAGAUGCUUCCAUGAAAAUUGUUUGCCAUUGAGAGUGUGUAUGAAAUCAGAGCUUGUUUGAACUUGACUAUUGAAACAUUCCAUGUACAGGGCUUACCUUUUAAUAUGACAUUUGGAAACAAUCCGGUUACAAACAGCCUCAAAAAUAGCAUGUUUUAAAAACGGCACCAUUUGACCAACCACAGCAAGUGAGUUGAAAACCAUCCUACAAAAUGUAAGCCUUUGUGCCAUGUUUCCAAAUGUCAGAUGGAAUGAUGGCAGCAAAAUUGCCUAAGCCAUGCAUGAUGCGGAGACAGUUUCAACUAGUGCUAAUAACUACUUCAUAACUCAUUCAUAAACAUAGGACUACAAGGUCUGUUUGAAUUAAGAUUUUAUUUAAUUCCCUAGACAGUCAGCCUGUAAUCUUUGAUAUUGCAAUGAUGAGCAAAGUGUCUGUGGAUAUGUUCUGCAUAGUCCUUGCCGCUUCCACCACAACACAAAACUCUGGUCCACAAACUGUUGGUAAACAUCUGUUGUGCUUCACUGUGUUACCAGUAUAUACGUUUAUAUAUCUCUAUUUGUGUGUGUGUAUUUAUAGGCAUAACACGAAUACAUGUUUAUUGUGAAGUGUACUGCAGUGUGCGCUAGCAUCAAGUACAAGCUAGGCUAAUGUCUGUGACUUUCAACUAAGUGCUAGUUGGUGAGUUUUGCUGGAACCACAUAGUAAGGGUCCCAUAGAAUGCGGUGUCAAAGCAAGUCUAUGGAAACAUUCCUUUUUAUUAUCAUGUUGUAAUGUUUGUACAAAAAGAAAAGACAAAAAUGUUCGGUGACAUUUAUCAAGAGUUAUUUUAUUUGUAUUUAAAAAUAGAGAUGACAAAGCUAACGAGUGCUGUGAUGUUUAAGUCCAAAUACUGAAGUAUGCGCCUGUCUUACAUUGGGGUAUGAUUAUUUUUGUAAUGUUAAACUAUUGUAAUAAGCAGUUUUGAUGUCCCUAGGCAGGUGUUCCAGUUGCUUUAAUUAUGGUUUUGUGUAUGCCUAGAUAGUUAUAUUUGUACUAAUGUCAUUAGUGGCUUGAUUUUAGUGGUAUUUGUAUUUAAAGAUCAGGGUGAAUACAUUAUUUAUGAUUUUGAAAGUGAUUUAAAGAUAUUUCCAGACCGAGUGGGAGGGGAGUGCUUCAAACCCUCAAAAAGAAAGCGAGAGAAAGAAGAGUGUGACGAGGAAAGAAGAGAAAGUGUCGGAGUAAGGAAGGAUAAUGCCUGAACGAGUAGAUGGAGAAGGAAUGUUGUGAAAGGUUUGAGGAAGGGAUUCUUUUGAAAGUUUCGAACAUGUUUAGUGAUGUUUGGGAGGAUAAAAAAGAGGAAAAGGAUUGUGGUGUGCGUCACAGCUAACUGAAGAAAUGUCAAGACGGCCCCCC
This is a messenger RNA of Sardina pilchardus (European sardine), 2740 nucleotides long. It is a transcript of the gene maff, whose product is annotated as v-maf avian musculoaponeurotic fibrosarcoma oncogene homolog F. Gene Ontology annotation, molecular function: DNA-binding transcription factor activity, RNA polymerase II-specific; RNA polymerase II cis-regulatory region sequence-specific DNA binding. Bases 494 to 928 code for a protein of 144 amino acids. The record is from RefSeq and is a predicted model, not a curated record. Lineage: Eukaryota; Metazoa; Chordata; Actinopteri; Clupeiformes; Clupeidae. The transcript is spliced from 5 exons. Gene Ontology annotation, biological process: regulation of transcription by RNA polymerase II; regulation of epidermal cell differentiation. Gene Ontology annotation, cellular component: nucleus.